AUGACGCAGACCACCGCCGUUCCGCUUGCACCAGCGUCGGUUCAACGAAAGGCGUCAAAAGCCAAGGCUAAGGGCCCUGAGAUUACCAUUCCAUCUGCACAGCCUACUCGUGACCGCAAGCAGCCUUCGACCAAUGUGUUCUCUCCGUUCAGUUUCCUGACUAGCAAGAGAAUUCGCACCAUCUCUGGAGUGUCUCUUGAUGUAUGCGAUGGAAAUACUGCAACGAACACUGUGAUCGGGUCUCCGGCUCUAUCUACCGUCAGCCAGGUUCAUCCUCUUCCACCUAUAGUGCCACCUGCGCGCGAUCCUAUGAUGGCAACUAGCCAAUGGAGGGAUAGAGAAGAGGCAGAGCAGAAAAGGCGGAAGAAAAGCCGUCCUCGGCCGGGAGUGACCUUCGACGUUGCGGAAGACCCACCCGACCCUUUCCCUGGGGCUGUAGGCAGGCAGAAAGCUGCGCGGCUGGUUCGGCGCAAAUCUGGCCGUUCUCAAACUCCUGGACCUCGCUGA
This is a messenger RNA of Suillus paluster, 507 nucleotides long. RefSeq lists its product as uncharacterized. The coding region runs from base 1 to 507 and encodes 168 amino acids. Lineage: Eukaryota; Fungi; Basidiomycota; Agaricomycetes; Boletales; Suillaceae. The transcript has 2 exons. The record is from RefSeq and is a predicted model, not a curated record.